UGUAAAAGCCGUGAAUGAGGCGUUUGAUGAAACCUGGAAGUCGCAUUGUGAACGCGAAACGCGCCUACGCUGCGCGUCAAUGUCGCGUCGCACUUACAGGGCCCCCUUGGCGCUCGCAUCCCUGCAUCAACGCCAAAGAUGCUCCCGAGGUCCUGCAAUUAACUCGGCAGGUGCUCAGCCUGCCAGACUCAACAGAGCCAAUGCACCGUCAGAUGGAACUGCUAUCUCAAGCCCGCGAUAAUUAAUACAGCCAUGGCAAGGACGCGCUCAAAGGGCGCCGCAGGAACGGCCGGUGCCAGCGCCGACAAGAAGGUCGCCAAACCGGCCGUCUCGGUCUACACUCUCUCCGCCGAGUCGGACAACCCACCGAAACUCUUCAGCCUCCCGCGAACCGCCUCCCCAUCAGCGCGCAUCGCCACCCUCCAGCACCCGCGCUACAGCAGACCAACCCGCUACCUGGUCUGCCCCAAAGCCGGCUUUUUCGAGUUCACGCAGAUCUGCCCGCCCAAAUCCGCCCCGCGAAGCUGGCUCAUCCAGCCUGCCAGCACUACCCCGAACACUAACAAUAACAACGACCAACCACCCAUCGACACGCAAAUAACCCAGUCCCCCGCGCUGCACGUCGCGACGCCCUUCGACCCGCUCUUCCUCCUCCUCCCCGCGCUACUAUGCACCGCCAGCCCUCCAACGAAGAGGAUGUUCCUCUCAGCAGACGACCACCUCGACACGCUACCAGACCCGUCCCGCCACCUUGGCGAGCUGCUCGCGUCAUGCCCCGCCACGCGCGCGCUGGUCGAGACGCGCCUCGCGGCCGUGUGUGACGUCGUCCAGGCCGGGGACGAGAAUAUGUACCGCGUCAGCGAGGCGAAGCUGCUGGCUGAGAUGCUUCGCAAGGCGAGGAGGAUGGCUGAGCACGGGGAGGGGACUGGGGGAGGGUUACCGCCUAGUAUGGAGGAGCGGUUCGUGCGUCGGGAGCUGGAGGCGCCUGUCUUGGGCGUCAGGGUGGCUAGGGGGAGGGACGGGAAUGUAGCGGCGGCUCCGGCUGCGGCGGGGGAGGGAACUGGCGGUGGGAGUGGGAGCAGUACGCCUGGGGAAGAGAGCGCCGAGACUCAGUCGAGUGUCUCGUCUGUGGAGACAACGGCGAGUUCGGCCUCGGCGGUGUCGGCGGUCUCAACGGCUGCUACGUCCGUUGCGGAUGACGAUGGUGUGGGGGCAGGGGAGGUUGCCAGUGCCAUGAAAGCAUCCGAGGAGGUGGUCAAGCUGCAGCGACUGAGGGUCGCCUUCAACUUCAUCUGCUCGAGCUAUGUGGCGCCGGCGAUAGCGCAGAUGCUACAGGAGAACCUUGCUAAGGCGACUGACCAAGUCGACUUCAAGCCGCUUGAUGAGUACCUUGCGCGGUUGGCGAAGCUGCGCCAGGAGGCCACGGCGGCAAGGUCCGGCGAGUUCUCGCGCAAGAGGGCGGUGGAUGAGGAGGAAGACGACCGGGCGGAGAAGCGGAGGAAGAAGGAGGCUGAAGAAAAGGCAAAGAAAGCAAGCAUGAGCCGGGGCGUCAAGGAACUGAUGAAGGUCAACACGUCUGGCAUGAAGAAGAUGAGCGAUUUCUUCAAAAAGAAGACGUAGCUUCUUUGGGUAUCUCAUUUAUCUUAGGCCUGUAUCAUCCUGCAAUAUAAGCAGAGCGGUAGUGUAGUCGGUCUGGG
This is a messenger RNA of Chaetomium strumarium, 1697 nucleotides long. RefSeq names its product ribonuclease H2, subunit B. The record is from RefSeq and is a predicted model, not a curated record. The coding region runs from base 253 to 1620 and encodes 455 amino acids. NCBI's taxonomy places the organism in Eukaryota, Fungi, Ascomycota, Sordariomycetes, Sordariales, Chaetomiaceae. Gene Ontology annotation, cellular component: nucleoplasm; ribonuclease H2 complex. Gene Ontology annotation, biological process: RNA catabolic process. The transcript has a single exon.